This is a messenger RNA of Chara braunii, 5893 nucleotides long. The record is from the annotation of a GenBank genome assembly. NCBI's taxonomy places the organism in Eukaryota, Viridiplantae, Streptophyta, Charophyceae, Charales, Characeae.
AUCUAUCUGAUCGAUCGAUCGAUCGAUCGAUUGAUUGAUUGAUUGAUUGAUUGAUUGAUUAAUUGAUUGAGUGAUUGGCCAAGGACUGUAGGAGGACUGUCGGGACGGGAAUACUGGGGACAGUUAUAAGGUCGAAGGUGGAGGAUCUAUCUGAUCGAUCGAUUGAUUGAUUGAUUGAUUGGGGGUACGAACGAAGGGAUGGCGACCACGUGUGCAUGGAGAGCGCCGGGGAGUGGGAGCGAGAAGGCAUCGUUGACGAUAACAGCAGCAAGUAUGAUGACAGCUAACAGAGGUGCGGCAGAUGCCGACGGGGCUGGGUCGAGUUCGCUGGAUCCGAAUGAUGAGGAGAAUCAGUGUAAUAUCUGUUUGGGAGAGGAAGGGGCGCCGGACACGUAUUUCUAUCCUUGUGGUCACAAGGCUUGUGAUGCCUGUGUCAAGAAAAUACGCCAUUCCAACAUUUACAAGGCAGACAAAGGUGUUAGAUGCCCUUUCUGUAGACAAGUUAUUGAAUCUUAUAGUGAUCAGCCUCCGCCACGUCAGCGGAGGCCAUCAUCGUCCGGUACGAGUUCUGGUCCCAAUGGCUCUGGGAAUGGGAAUGAAACUGUGAGACAAGCAUAUGGCCGUUCUGGCAUUGUGUCCAUCGGAGACGGUAAUGACUAUGCUACGCCGAAGAAUAUAACUGGUGAAGCAGGGACAGCACUGAAGCCAGGUAGCCGCGAUUCAGAAUGGCCGCAGGGCUACAAAUUCCCCACACUGAGAGAUGGGGAUGACGUCGUUACCAUGGCCUUUGAUCGCAUGGGUGCAAGGCAUCUAGAUUGGAUGCUUAGGGAAACCUUUCCCAAAAAAUAUCGCGUCGCUAAGACCUGCUUUGAGCACCUCAUGUCGUAUUCUGCAAAGCUAGCUGCACAUGGGACUGGCAAUUAUGUGAUUCAGCGAAUGAUGGACUUUGCGGCGAAUCAUAGGGGAUGUCACACAGAAGGAGAUGUAAUCGCAGGGGCAUACUCGAGGAUAGUGAAAUCAUUAACAAAAGACAAAGGGCUGGUUACGCUGGCGCAAGAUCCGCAUGGUCGAUUUACAGCUCAGAGACUGAUUGUAUCUCUUAAAGGUGAAGAAGAACUGCGAUUAGUGAUGGAGAGCAUCCAGGGCAACAUGCUGAAACUUGCAGUGGAUCAAUUUGGAGUGUGCCUUCUAGAGAGAAUUGUAGAAGUUAUAAUUCCCUCUUUAAAUCCUCCUAAUCCAUCUAUGAAGCCUCGUGUUCCCCCUCCGGCUGCAACAAAGGCAGCUGUACAGUUCUGCACGGAGCUGGGUAGUGACGAGGUUCCUUCUGUGACUUUAAUUAAACUGGGAAAGCAUCCUCUUGCAAGCAUUCUACUUGUGGAAACUAUCCGCUGGUGUUUGCCCAGAGAGGAAGGAUUCAUAGCCGCAAGGAAUAUUUCAAAGCUGUCAGCUGAACUUGCGGGGUCGAAAGGUGGUAACCGUCUUCUGCAAGGGAUUCUAAGUUUAGAUGUGACUGAAAUUGCGGAGACGUUGAUCAUGCGUCUCAAGGGGCGAUAUGCAGGGUUAGCGUUAGAUUAUCAUGGAGGUGGAUGUAAAGUUGUACGUGCAUGUCUGGCAACCCCCUCAGUUGAUGACUAUUGCCGCCUGGAGAUUGUCGACGAAAUGCUGCAGUUGAGGUCCCUCUCUGCUAUAUUCGAGCAACCACAAGCAGUUGAUGUUCUGGCAUUUGGCUUGGCGACGCUCUCAGGCCGAAUGUUGACUGAACGUUUAGGAUUUCUUGCAGCGCAUCCGCGGCACCACCAUGAAGUUCGAGACCUGGUCGAUAAGUAUCGACAACAUAUACAGGAACAGGGCCCUUUGAUAUCGUUGAUUCGGAACCUUUCUGGAAGUCUCUCCGGCAAUCCAGACCGUUCAAUUUCAAAGAGUCCUAUGUCGUCCGCGUCCUUCCCUCCAUUGGCGCCACUACCAAACCUAGGCGGAGUCCAACGCCCUCCUCCUCCUCCUCAUCCUCUGCAUCCUCCUCCUCCCACUGGGUAUCUCUGUCCUCCAGAUACUGGUUUUCCCAAUCCUCUGGGACCCUCUUAUGCACCGACUGGAACACCUGGUCCGAUUGGCUUGUUCCCACCGCUUUCUAAUCCUGAUCCAGGAACAGGAGCAUUUAACAGGACUGCUGCAGUGGGCUCAGCGUUCUCAUCUGAAUCUACCCAAGGGUUGGCAAGUCUAAACAUUCCUACUACUGGGGACUCUCUUAACUUGUCUGCACUGACACAAACACUACCUCAGUCCUUCAAACCACCAGAGGGGUCUCAAGUACCUGGGGCCGUACUUGGUACCAGCAGUGAGACAGGGACUGGAGUGGCAGAACGAUGGGCUGUGCGUUCUGUAUCAACCAGCCAAGAUUCUGGCCAAGGAAUAGGACCAUCUGGAGGGAGCUCUACAUACCUGCCUCCGCAUCUUCGGGGAUCUUCUCCAGUCAACUCCGCCGUGACGGCCAGAGUAGCAGCUGCAUCAGCUCCAAGUACAAAAACAGAGAAUGAGGAAGGGUUGAUGGCAAAAGAUCAAACUGCUGGAAAGAAUUGGGCUAGUCUUGGUGACGACAUAACCGGGAAGAGCAUGCAGGCAGGACAAACGAUGGAGAAGCCAGAUUUGCUGCGUACUCGUAGUGAUGGGAAAAGUGCCAUUGAUGGGAAAGGAAGAGAGCAAGGGCUCUGUGUAGUUUGCAAUUUGAAGCACAUUAAUGCGGUGCUUAUGGGAUGCGCUCACUGGUGCACCUGUCUGGCAUGCGCUAGCAAGUUGUCCUUGUGCCCGAUGUGCGAUUCUCCCAUAACUGGUAUGCUUCCGGUGCAAAUUGCGGCAGAUAACAGCUCAUCUGGGAAAGCAAACACUGACAACUCUGCAACGGAAACUAUACACCUUGUGUCUGAAUCAGUGUCAGCGUCGGCUUCUGAGAAGGAGCAGGUUGGAAACAAAGUUGCCUUUAACAAUAAUGGGGGACCACGAAUCCAUGAGUCAGCUUACUCUGCAGCAGGUGUGACCAAUAAAGCCGAUGUCGCUGGGGUUGCAAUGUCUGUAUCAUCCGCCCUGACAUCUUUUUAUCCUUCAGGUGGCCACGCUUUCAGUACUUCUCAAGAAGAAAUGGCCCCAUCCAGCACAGCAGAACCCUUGUCAGGGUCUAUGUUGACCCGCUUGCUGCAACCCGAAGAGGCAUCUGGUACUCCAGACUCAUCGGGCAUGGGAGCUCUCGAAGGCACAAUGGCGAAGCCUCCCACUGGGCCACCUUCGGCUUCUGCGCCUCUUUCCACGCUGCAUAAUAGGCCCCCUGUUUCCACUCUAGACCAAAGCUGGCCACCAACUGGCAUGAGUUCAAACCUCGUCAGUGGCUCAGGGAUAACAACAAUGCCACCAAGUUUCAUGGGCACAUCUGGAACCAUGCCGGCGUUCUCGGGAAUGUCGUCAACAGAGCAGGUUCAUCCCCCUCCUCCCUUGCAGUAUCCGCCACAUCCCUCGCACUCACCUUUUCCAUGGCAUCAGGGUCAGUCUUCACAUGCACAGGGGCUUCAUGCACAGCAGCAACCUCAUGACUCAACCUACCGGACAUUCACAUCUCAAGCACCGUAUCCAAAUUCGUCAAUGUAUCUUUCGUACAGUGGCUUGCCUCCGCCCCGAGUAGGUGGGAACCCGAUGGUCUAUUUGCAGUCUCCGGGACUUAUUAGCUCACAGUCAUCUGUAACUGGCAUACCUGUCACGGGUUCGAUUGCACAACCAAUGUUGACAGCUUUCCAGCAGCCCCAGGUCCCUGUGACCAUUCCACCAAGCCCUGCUCCAAGCAACAACAGCAACACUAAUAUGGUCUUGCCGUACCAGGUUCCCGUGACCCAGCUUCCAACAGUCCCAGGGUCCCAUGACCACACCAUCCAGUCCUUGGAAUUUAAUGAAGUGAACUCACAGGGGAUAGUGGCGGCAGGUUCCACAUUGGUACAGCCUGUGGCCCCAUCGACAGCACCAGGGAGCUCACUGUCCAAUGGAGGGGUUGUGCACCAAAGCCAGAGUACCUUGUCUACUGGAGGAGGAUUUGCACCACAGAGCCAGCCUUCCCUGCCCACCGGAGCCGCUAUGCAACAGAGUGUGAGUUUGGCAGCAGUGACCUCAAGCAAUGGGAGUGAGCAAGGAGCUAUUCGGACAGCAUUUCGACGUCCUGGUACAAGCCUUCCGAAGCCAGCCCCGUAUCGUCCACCGGGUGUAUAUCGUCCUCCUAUGUGAACUUUGCAAGUGUCAGUGACAGCAUUUCGACUUCCUGGUACAGGCCUCCCGAUGCCAGCCCCAUAUUGUCCGUCGGGUGUACAUCGUCCUUCUAUGUGAGCUUCGUAAGUCUGUCACUGAAGUUGGAUGUUCUUGCGACUAUUCUAUUUGUUGCCAGAGUCUAAAGGACAAACUGCUGUUCACUCAGCUUGCUAUCACUUAGCACUCAAUUGGUUGUGAGAUUGGGAGUCUCAUUCCACUUGAAACAUCAUGUGACUUAGUUCCAUUGGGAAGAUGUUCAGUCACCCAGCAAGAUGUCUGAUCGGAACAAACUGUGUGCUGCUGCCAUUAUGUUGGGAGGGUGCAGAAGAGAGCAGUUGAGGUGAUGUUUGGAAGAUGUUCAGUCACCCAGCAAGCUGUAUUGAUGGGAAGAAACUGGGUGGUGCUGCCAUUAGGUUGGGAGGGUGCAGAAGAGAGCAGUUGAGGUGAUGUUUGGAAGAUGUUCAGUCAUCCAUGAAGCUAUCUGAUGCGAAUAAACUAGGUGGUGCACCCAUUAGGUUGGGAGGUACUCCUUGAGGGUUAGCGUAUCUUCAACUGGUAACGAUGGUUGGCUGACUAAGGUUUGCAUGGGGUGCAGAUUUGAACAGCACUGGCCUGUUGCACUUCCUUGUUGUACAGCUGCUAUAGAUCAUCACGGGGGAUCACAAGAGAACUGCUCAACAUUCUCUUUCUCUCUCAACGGUUACUACCUUCAAUAGGCGCACGGGGAGGUGUCGAGUAUCUCGCGGCAAUGCUCUUCAUAUUUGGAACACAACGGAGUUCUUUUGUUCUGUGGUCUUCAAGGAGGUCCAUCAUUCUGGCCUAAGGAUUGAAUUCCUAGAUUUACUGGUCACAGGUAACGAAGCCAUCACUUCGAGCUGGUUAGGUCAUUCGGGGGUGCCUCUGCGCAUCAGUCAGAUCCAGUUCAUAUGGAUGGUUACGAAAACAGCAAGCUGCCUUGGUUGGCUAUUGCCAACCAACAUGCCUUGUAGUAGCAGCUGACAACGAAGAUGAAUAAUCACAAGUAUUGGUUGCAGUGUCGGCGAACCGUAGUAGAUGUGUGAUUGGUGCUUGGGUAAGAAUAAUGUACCAUAACCUGAGUGAUUGUGAGGCACAAGGUCAGCUAAUGGUGUCCAGUACUCCUCCGGGUAAAAGGAAAAGGUCAGCAGAGAACCAUACACAGUACUCUGACCGUAGCUUUGUAACUUGAUGGGACCCCAUUUCUUGAGUAAUGGAUCGCACUGCGGGCAGUGCUGGGUCUGAUUCUCCUUUGGCUGUGUUAAAACAAGGAUGCGUUGACUUGUGUUCAGUGGGUUAUGUACUGUUUCAGGUUGAAGUUUCACCACAUUUGAAUACUCCUGGAGGAAAGAGACAAGGCAUGUGUCCGAGAGCCUUCGGUAGGGGAGCUGUUGACGUCCCUUGUUGUUUCUGUUCCCCCCUUUUCAUGUAAAAAGUAGUUGGGUUGUGUAAUUACAAUUGGUGGUUGAAGCUAACCGUAAUCACAACAUGCACAUUUAUUGAAAUGAAAUCUCUCUGAUGACUCUCAAGAGAUAGCAUCGUGCACCCUCGCUACUACUCCCGCUUGUCGUUGUUCUCUUAUUCUCAGCAUACCACCUCU